GAGCAUUAUUCUGACCUUAAUACCAUAAGUUUUGCACUAAAUCGUGCGUGUUACUGUUUGGUAGCAAUCAAUCUUUUCGAUCGGCGCGCAAUUUGAAUUUCGCGGGCUAUUUGAAUCUGGUGGCGCAAGCGAAAUUUGACAGCUCCACAUACUCACAACAUAACCCUUUCUCUUUAGAAAGUGUUAUUGUUUUCAAAACAUAUUUCUUAGUGAUGAAUUACAUUUUCGUGAUUUUUUUAUUAAUAACAGCCUGUUUUCAUUUCAUACAAUGCACACACCUAAAGGGCACGUUCAAGAGCAACGACUUUUUCAAAUUCCUAGUGAAGUUCGGUUUCCAAAAGACGGACAUCCACCAGAAGGAGUCGACGCACGGCUACAUUUUCGGGAACAUAACAUCGAGACAAAACUUUCCGGUCCAAAUCACGUUCGCCGUAUUGGACCGUUUGUACUUCCUCGAGUAUUAUCAGAACCGUUUGAUUUACGAUAAGAAGGAGGCGUGCAAACGUAUGUUUAACACUUUGAAGGUGGCCGCUUUCGAUCCGAAGUGCAGCCCGAACGGCAACGAUUACCUCAGGAAGAUUCCGUGUCCCAAAGGUCAGCUGUGCGUCGACGAGGACACCGCGUGGAAUGUAAUCGGCGGUCACCAGUUCACUUACGUCAUCCAGGAUUUGGUGCAACCCUCGUUUUGGUAUGUUUCGAUGGUGGCGUGUUAUCGCGACGAGGAGACGUGCGAGUGGCACCACUACGAGCCGAACGAGCAUUACGAGAUCGAUUACGACAUGUGGCUGGUGAACGGGAAUCCGAACAACUCCGCGUACAAUGUGCUAACAUAUCAAUUCUCGUUCGAUAGACAGAAUACCCUCGAGCUGCACCUCCUUUUGUGGCUGUGCUACAUAAUCCUAGUUCCGUUGCAGUGUUACGCGGUACGGGUCCAGAAGCAUCCCGUUACGAAGCUGUUCACCGCAAGUUUGGCGAUCGAUUUUGUCGCCAUCUGCUUUAUACUGGUGCACUCGCUCAAGUUCUCGCUGGACGGCGUCGGCUUUCCCAAUCUGAAUAUGGUAGGCGAUAUCCUAGACAUUCUCUCGAGGACGCUGUUCAUGCUGCUUCUUCUUUUGCUGGCGAAAGGAUGGGCCGUUACCAGGCUGGAGUUGACAUGGAAACCGUUAGUGUUCGCCAUAUGGUUGUGCUACGGUAUCGUGCACAUUCUGUUGUAUGUUUGGAAUUUGACUGAAGUGGACGUAAUCGAGGACAUUGACGAGUACCAGACAUGGCCCGGAUGGUUAAUUAUCGUCUUUAGGACGCUAAUAAUGCUAUGGUUCAUUUAUGAGCUACGCAUUACGAUGCUGUACGAGCAUAACACGCAGAAAUUGAACUUUCUGCUACACUUCGCCGCAUCCAGUCUGGUGUGGUUUAUUUACCUGCCGAUAUUGGCCUUGAUAGCGUUGCACGUGUCAGCAUUAUGGAGGCUAAAAUUACUGCUAGGUAUCACGUAUUCCGCCGACUGUUUCGCCUACUGCGUGAUGGCGCACCUGUUGUGGCCGACUCGCUCCGAACAGUAUUUCCUUUUGGCGGGCGGAUCGAACGCCGAACUAGAAGAGCUGGAUCAGUUCAACGAGGCGCCGCACAUCGUUAAUCACUCGUACACCUCCUCGCUGAGCAGCGUAAACUCACUCGAGAUUUGUAGGUUCGACGACCAAUCGAAAAGCAAAGCCAACACUUGAACGCGAGUACGAAAAUCAGUGCCAUCUCUUGAUUUUUUCCGUUACUAUUGCGGUACGUCGGUCCGCUGAAUUGCCAAAAUUUACGUUUCGUAGUGUGUGUGAAUGAAGAAGGGGAAUUUAAAAUGCAAUAAGUCAAUUGUUUAAUUAUGUAAAGGUGUUGGGUAUUUUAUGGGUGGUAGACUUGCAAUACGGUGAAUAUCAAAGUAUCAUUGCAGCUAACAACAACUUGUUCCGUUGAUAUUCGCAUUCGCCAUUUUCGUUCAUACCUUUCAUUUUUUUAACUCAUUCUUUCAUCAAUAAAUAAUGUAUUUAUUUGAAAUAAUUGUAAAUAUCUGUAACGUAUAUAAUUUUUUGUAGUGAUAAUCUAUACCGUUAGAUUUAAGUCGAGCACUUUUAUAUGUGUAGUACAGUAGGCGGUAGUCCAAAAUUGAAACAGAAUUAUGUUUAAGUAUUAUUUUUUUUUUUAUGUGAUCAGUUUAGUAACGUACUAACAGUUUUAUUCAUUUGUAAUGUUGACACAGUUUUUAAUAAUAAUCGUAUUUUUUAGUA
This is a messenger RNA of Photinus pyralis (common eastern firefly), 2270 nucleotides long. RefSeq names its product transmembrane protein 145. The transcript is spliced from 5 exons. The record is from RefSeq and is a predicted model, not a curated record. Bases 213 to 1721 code for a protein of 502 amino acids. Gene Ontology annotation, biological process: response to pheromone; G protein-coupled receptor signaling pathway. Lineage: Eukaryota; Metazoa; Arthropoda; Insecta; Coleoptera; Lampyridae.